This is a messenger RNA of Arabis nemorensis, 678 nucleotides long. The record is from the annotation of a GenBank genome assembly. Lineage: Eukaryota; Viridiplantae; Streptophyta; Magnoliopsida; Brassicales; Brassicaceae.
AUGGCACGGUUUGAGCCAUAUAAGUAUAACGUUGAUCUUAAUCCUUUGUUAGCACAAAUUAACCAAAAUCCAGAGCUAAUAAAUCUAGACUCAACAGGUUCUACUCCUUCCAGUUUCAUGCUUUUUUCCAAUGGAGCUCUUGUUGAUGCCCAUCACAAUAAUUCUCACUUCUCUCCCAACUUAUUGCACGGUGAUUCGGGAAGAAAAGGGAAAAAAGAAGAGAGUGGGUCGAGGAGAAAAAGAAAGAGGUCGGAGGAGGAAGAAGCCAUGAAUACUGAAGAUGGCAUUGAUCCAAAGACAAGAGAUGUUGUUCAUGUCCGAGCUAAGAGAGGUCAAGCUACUGAUAGCCAUAGUUUGGCUGAAAGGGUACGAAGAGAGAAGAUAAAUGAUAGGUUGAAAUGCUUACAAGACCUUGUUCCAGGAUGCUACAAGGCAAUGGGAAUGGCAGUGAUGCUUGAUGUCAUCAUAGAUUAUGUUCGUUCACUGCAGAAUCAAAUCGAGUUUUUGUCCAUGAAACUCUCAGCGGCCAGUGCAUAUUACGACCUUAAUUCUAUAGAUAUAGAGCCAACGGAUAUGUUUCAGGGAGGGAAUACGUAUAAUGCAGAAGAGAUAGAAAGGAUUUUAAGAGAAAGCGUUGGAACACAGCCUCCUAAUUUCAGUUCAACAUUUCCCUUUUGA